Messenger RNA from Apus apus (common swift), 1746 nucleotides. It is a transcript of the gene FEV, whose product is annotated as FEV transcription factor, ETS family member. Gene Ontology annotation, cellular component: nucleus. The transcript is spliced from 3 exons. Lineage: Eukaryota; Metazoa; Chordata; Aves; Apodiformes; Apodidae. The record is from RefSeq and is a predicted model, not a curated record. The coding region runs from base 1 to 639 and encodes 212 amino acids. Gene Ontology annotation, molecular function: DNA-binding transcription factor activity, RNA polymerase II-specific; sequence-specific DNA binding. Gene Ontology annotation, biological process: regulation of transcription by RNA polymerase II; cell differentiation.
AUGAGACACGGCGCCGGAGCGGUGCCACUGCUGCUCAACAUGUACCUGCCAGAUCCAGUUGGGGAAACUUUGUUCAAAGACGGCAAGAGCCAGGCGUGGGGGUCUCUCAGCCCGGGCGUGCAGAAAGGCAGUGGGCAGAUCCAGCUGUGGCAGUUCCUGCUGGAGCUGCUCUCGGACCGGGCCAACCUGAACUGCAUCGCCUGGGAAGGCACGAACGGGGAGUUCAAGCUGAUCGACCCUGACGAGGUGGCGCGGCGCUGGGGCGAGCGGAAGAGCAAACCCAACAUGAACUACGACAAGCUGAGCCGGGCGCUGCGCUACUACUACGACAAGAACAUCAUGACCAAGGUCCAUGGCAAGCGCUACGCCUACAAGUUCGACUUCCACGGGCUGGCACAGGUGUGCCAGCCAGCCACCCCUGAUCACACCCUCUACAAAUUUCAGGGCAAUCUAGCCCCCUUGCCCUUCUCAGGCAUCUCCAAACUCAACCUCAUGACCUCAGGGGUGACACCAGCUGGCUUCUCCUACUGGCCUGGCUCCAGCCCCUCCCUCUACCCUGGGCAUGGGCUCCAGCCCUCUGCCCCAUUCAGUGCCAUGGCAGCCUCCCACCUCAACAACAUGAACAACCAUUACCAUUAGAGGCUGGGCCAUGCCAGGUGGACCUCCCUGUCUCUGGCAGCAUGGGGCUGUGGAACUCAGCAGGGAGGGAUGGGGGGGGUGGGAUCGUGCCCUGCUCUCAGUUGCCCCCCUUCUAGAUUGGAAGAGUGGCAUGGGGGUCAAGGGGUGGUUGCAGGGUAGCUGGGUUGGUUCCCUGGUGUGGGUGGCUAGAGGACAAAAGCCAUCUAAAUUUAGGGUCAGAAGGGAUCCAUGGUCCUGGAAAUGGAUAUGGAUAUCUAAAGCACAGAGUGACUGAAAAGAAAACACAUGGGCUCUCCUGUCAGGGACUGUGCUCCUCCUUUCCUUUACAACAUGCUGCCUGCUCCAUGAACGUCCUUAGCUCUUCCCACAGCCUGCACCUGUCCUCUCCUCUUCUUGCACAGACAAGCCAGGUGCUGGAGUCCCAGGGCAGCUUUGUCCAUGGCUGAAGGUCCCACUGGACAGGGGCAGGGAAAGGGGACCCUCCUUGCCGCUCCUUGGUUCCCCACCAUUGUCUCCAAAGCCUUCCUUUCCCCCAUGCCUCCUACACCUGCUGAUGUUGGCCUUCUCCAAACCUCAGGAGAAGCUUUGGUCUGGAGGGUGGGUGCCCUGCAUGUGUUAACUCCUGCUAGGUAGAGCUCUGGGGUUGGAGGUGCCAGGAACAGGCACAGGGUGCAGCCUUCAGAGGGAAAUGCCAGAGCCUGGAGGAAGCACAGCCCUGCAACUCUGCCCUCUCCCCAGUGCCCAAGGACCACAUGGGAUGGUCCACAACACCAUGCGCAUGACCCCAUGUUUUACUGGUCACUUCCAAGUUUAAUGUUCCAGCUUUACUGUGGCUUUAGCCCCUCGCAUGGGACACCUUCCAUGGGUGGAGACACUCCCCAAGGCAAGGCUGGGUGGGAGGUGGAGCAGAAGGGAUGACAGCAGGGCUGGGAGCCCCAGGCACUGAGAGGCAGCCCUGGGUCUCUCUCCCCGGGUCCAAGGAGGUGGCCUCAACCUCUGGAGCAGGAAUGUGGCCCAGUGUGUGCAGAAGAAUUGGACAUGUUGGGAUCUGCACUGGCUGAGGGGAGGGAUUGGUCUUCAAUAAAACAGAGAGGUGCUGUGACCUGU